This is a messenger RNA of Oryzias melastigma (Indian medaka), 3558 nucleotides long. It is a transcript of the gene mttp, whose product is annotated as microsomal triglyceride transfer protein. The transcript is spliced from 18 exons. Gene Ontology annotation, cellular component: basolateral plasma membrane; Golgi apparatus; endoplasmic reticulum. Gene Ontology annotation, biological process: lipid transport; cholesterol homeostasis; lipoprotein metabolic process. Bases 175 to 2835 code for a protein of 886 amino acids. NCBI's taxonomy places the organism in Eukaryota, Metazoa, Chordata, Actinopteri, Beloniformes, Adrianichthyidae. The record is from RefSeq and is a predicted model, not a curated record. Gene Ontology annotation, molecular function: lipid binding.
AUCUCGUACUUAGUACUUGAGCGUGGAGUUUGGAGUCUGCCCUCCCUGCAGAUAAAGCGGAACAGGAGAGGCUCUGACUCGCGUUGCUCCUCUCUCCUUUUUUUUGGCCUUGUUGGAGCCCUUCAGCCACUCACUCUCGUGGUUUGAGCGAUCCAGCUGCAGGGAGAGCUCACAAUGUUCGCUGUGGUUCUGUUCCUGCUUUGUGCUGCCUCCUCUGUCUCAGCAUCUACCAAAAGUGCUGCUGCUGGACCUCGGCUACACAACAACCAGCUGUACAAAUUCAGCUACACCGCCGAGGUCCUGCUGGACAAGGCCAAGGGGUCAAAAGAGGGCGGGGCUGGCUACAAAAUCUCCUCUGAGGUCAACAUCAACCUGGUCUGGAGGGAUCCGAGCAGCAAGGAUGACCAGCUCAUUCAACUGGCUAUCUCAAACGUGAAGAUCGAGCACGUGUCUCCAAGAUCGGAGAAGAAAAACAUCCUCCAAGGAUCCACGGUUGAAAGCAUUUUGGGGAAAAGCAAACUGGCAGCUCUGACCAAACCUUUCCUGGUGCAUCUGAAAAAUGGAAAGACAAAAGCGUUUUACUCUUACUGGACAGAACCUGCAGUUAUCAAGAACCUAAAAAGAGGACUGGCUAGUUUGUUGCAAUUUCAGCUCCAAACUGGGAAGGUUGUGGAGAAUGACAUUUCUGGAAGAUGUACUGUCCAGUACCAGGCAGCUAAAGAUCAAAUAACAAGAACCAAGAUCCUGGACACAUGCCAGACUUCAGAAUCUGGAUUUACUACACAUAGUAAGGUGCUGGGUGUGGGCAGGAAGUCCAGCUCUGUUACAGUGUUCACUCUUGAAGACGGUUUCAUCCGCUCAGCCGUGGCUGAAGAAACUCACUCGCUGGCCGUCAAUGCGCGCAGAUCCACUGCAGCCAAAGUUGUGUCCAGGCAAAUCCUCAUCAAGACGGGGAAGGAGGCCGGCCCACUGGAGGUUGCUGGGAAAGAUGUUGCCGGCGUUGUCAAGUCAAUUGAUGGCAAACUCGCUGCUGUUGGCGUUGUGGCAGAGAAAGUCAAAUCGAAGUGCAAAGGCUGUCCAACGCUUUUUGAGCAUUGGCAGGCCGAACAGAAGCAGCUGGAGCCAGCGAGCCUGUCCAAAGCGUCGGCUCCUCGCAGCUUCCUGGCCCUCAUCCAGAGCAUUAGGAAGGCGUCCAAGGACGAGAUCCUUAAAGUGCUGAAGAGUGCCAGCAAGACUUCUCUACCCCAGGUGGUCGACGCCGUGACCUCCUCCCAAACUCCGGAGUCUCUGGAUGCCAUGAUUGAGUUUCUGAACUUCACCGACGCAAAGGGCCUGGUCCUGCAGGAGAGGUUUCUUUAUGCGUGCGGCUUCGCCUCCCAUCCCAAUGAGAGGAUGCUUCAAGCUCUGCUGGAUAUUUCCAAAGGAAAGAUUGCCAGUGUAGAGAUCAAAGAAUCAAUUGUGAUCAUUAUGGGAGCUCUGGUCCAUAAGCUUUGUCUGAAAGGAGGCUGCAACCUACCGACGGUGGUGCAGGUGAAGAAAAUGAUCUUAGGAGGGCCGGACAGCACAAAGGUGGAGUCUGAGGUCCAGGUUUACCUUCUGGCCCUGAAGAAUUCCCUGCUGCCUGAAGCCAUUCCCAUUUUCACCAAAUAUGCAGAGUCAGAGGUGGGAUCUUACAACACCAUCGCUCUGACAGCCCUGCAGAGAUACGACGUCAGCCUCAUGACCAGCGAGGUCAAGAGGACAGUCAACCGAAUUUACCACCAGACUCACCGGAUCUAUGAGAAAAACGUGAGAGUCGCAGCUGCUGAUGUCAUCCUCAGCAGCAACCCUUCCUACAUGGAGGUGAAGAACCUGCUCCUGUCCAUCGGAAACCUGCCUCAUGAAAUGAACAAAUACAUGCUGUCAAAGAUCCAGGACAACCUUCGCUUCCAACUUCCUGCAAGCAAGGUUAUACAAGAAGCUCUGAAGGACACAGUUUCCCAUAACUAUGACCGCUUUUCUAAAGUUGGGUCGUCUUCUGCAUUUUCAGGAUUCAUGGCACAAUCAGCCGACUUAACCUCCACGUACAGUUUGGACAUCCUGUAUUCGGGCUCUGGCAUUCUGAGAAGAAGCAACAUGAAUAUUUAUGGUGCUAGUAAAGACGCAAUGCUUCAUGGAUUGCAGGUGGCGAUUGAGGCCCAGGGUCUGGAGUCCCUCAUUGCUGCGACGCCUGAUGAAGGAGAGGAAGACCUGGAGUCGUUUGCUGGGAUGUCAGCUCUGCUGUUUGACGUUCAGCUGCGCCCCGUCACUUUCUUCAAGGGUUACAGCGACCUCAUGGCCAAAAUGUUCUCCAUGACCGGAGAUCCCAUGAACGUGGUGAAGGGACUCAUCCUGCUGACGGAUCACUCUGAGGUACUUCAGUUGCAGUCUGGCCUGAAGGCCAAUGCAGAGUUCCAAGGAGGGUUAGCCAUUGACAUUUCUGGAGGGAUGGAGAUAAGCCUGUGGUACAGAGAGUCUAAGACAAGCGUCAACAACAGGGGCGCGUUAGUGGUUACUGGCAAUGUGACUGUAGACAUGGACUUCUUGAGGGCAGGUGUGGAGGUCAGCUUUGAAACGGAGGCCUCGCUGGACUUCAUCACCACCGUCCAGUUCUCGGAAUACCCUUUCCUCGUCUGCAUGCAGAUGGACAAGGCUACCUUCCCUGUCAGGGAAUAUCUUACCAAGUACGAGCACAUGUCCUCAGGAAAGAGUUCUCUGCUGCGAAAGCAGAGGAAGCUGGUUGUCUCUGGCUCUGAGUUCCCUCUGCAUCAGGAAAACUCAAACAUGUGCAAGAGGGUUUUUGACUCCAGCUGGUAGAGAGCAGAUCAUGGACUAUUGCUACCAAAUGGUUUAUUACAUUCAGGGACUAAAGCAAAACAUUCACUUUCUUUUUUUUUUGCUCAAACAGUAAAAAUAUACCAAUUAAAAGUGGUAAAUAUCUUCUUAUAGGUGACACACGCAAUGUUUACAUUCAGGCAAGUAUUUAAGUCAUUUCAACUCUACAUUUUUGGCCUUGACUUUUUAUUGAUUCCUGUAAAAAUGUAUUUAUAAAAGGGCACAGACAGGAUGUAUAUUUUGAUGUGUAAUAUUGGACAUGAACAGCAUCACUGCGAUUAGUUUUAGCGAGGUUACAGCAAAAACGGGUUUCUUAAAUGUCACACUAAAGUUGUAAUGAUCUGCCUCCAUGCCUUUGGUUUCAACUGUUUUAAAAAGAGGGAACAGUAUUAAGUCACUGUUUAUGCUUCAUAUGUGCCUCAGAAAUCACUAAAAUCUGUUUUAUGAUGUAUAAUUUUUUUUAAUCUUGUUUUUUUUUAUUGGAUUGAACAGUAUUUGGGUGGAUGUUGUUUUAACUUUAUUCAAGAUGUGAAAAGGAAACUUGAAUCCAAAAAAGUAAAAUCUAUGAUUUAGCUUUGCUUUUCAGAUAGCCAUAAUUGCUCUUUGUCUUAAGAUAUUUUGAAGUAAAUUACUUUUUGUUUCCCUAUUUUUAAGAUUUAUUUUAUAUUUAUCCUCACCUCACAAUAAAUGUGCCCUGGAAACUUG